AUGGCGGUGGAAUGCAGGAGCAGGGUACUAUAUAAUACAACACCUACACUAUACCUACAUAAUAUUAUCAGAGACGUGCACACGAUGAUGAUGUCGACGUCGCGAUUUCUCCUGACGGUGAUGGUAAUUUUGGUGUCUUCGGCCGCGGCGGUGGUGUCGUACUGCCCGCCGCAUCUAGAGCUCCAAGACAGCCAUCUCGUGAAGAACCAGUUGAAGGCUCAGCGGGAAAGCGGGAAAGCGGACGACGGCCUCGCGGUGGCGUACUUACCGGCCUACGUGAUCCCUGACGGGUCGCCGGUGGACCCGUGCGUGACAUGCCGGCCUCGCCGGACCACGCACAAUUGCCGGCGAAACACCGGGGAUGGGUGUCCGGGUCGAUCGAGCCCGACGUGCACAACGAAACGUUGCAGUUCAUCCCCAUCCCCGACCGGAUCUAUGAAACGCUUGAGCAGUUCCACGUCGAAUACUCGUCCUGCUACUGCUUCCCUGUCCUCCGGCGCCGAAGACACGACGAAAAGCAGCCCUCCUGCAUCCAUCACCAGCGUCCAACCAGACCGGAAUGAACCGUAAC
This is a messenger RNA of Myzus persicae (green peach aphid), 571 nucleotides long. RefSeq lists its product as uncharacterized. The record is from RefSeq and is a predicted model, not a curated record. The transcript has 2 exons. NCBI's taxonomy places the organism in Eukaryota, Metazoa, Arthropoda, Insecta, Hemiptera, Aphididae. The coding region runs from base 1 to 570 and encodes 189 amino acids.